This is a messenger RNA of Macadamia integrifolia, 783 nucleotides long. Its product is annotated as zinc finger BED domain-containing protein RICESLEEPER 2-like. Gene Ontology annotation, molecular function: DNA binding. The record is from RefSeq and is a predicted model, not a curated record. The coding region runs from base 1 to 783 and encodes 260 amino acids. The transcript has a single exon. Lineage: Eukaryota; Viridiplantae; Streptophyta; Magnoliopsida; Proteales; Proteaceae.
AUGCCCAUCAAUAUAGAAGAUGAGCCCGAUUGUGGGUCAGAUGCUGAUGUUAUGUCUGAUGAUGGACCAUAUAUUCCUGGAAUUCCAUCAACAGAACCUUCAAGUGUCGUAACACUUGAAACAAAUGCAACUACCAAAAGGAAAAGAAGGAGUGUAGUUUGGGAUGAGUUCACAAUCAUUGAUGGGCAGGGUUUUGAUGAUGGAAAGAAUCGAGCUGAAUGCAAAAGAUGUAAGCAAGUUUAUAGGGCUGAUAGUAAUAUUAAUGGUACUGGAAGCCUUAGGAGACAUAUUCUACAUUGCCCAAAAAGGGAAAACAAAGGAAACACAAGCACCCAAAUGAUUUUUGGUGUAAAUGAUGGGAAAGUGAUGUUAAGAGACCAAAAAGUUGACCAAGAUUUUGUGCGGGACAAAAUUACGAAGCUUAUUGUGAGACAUGAGUUACCUUUAGUUUUUGUUGAGUAUGAGGAGUUCAGAGAGUUAAUUACAUACCUUUUUCCGGGCUAUACCCAUAUUGCUCGAAACACACAAAUGUCAGAUAUUUUGAGGUUAUACAAUUUGGAGUCCAUUAGAAUCAGGAAUUUACUUAACUCAUUUCCUGGGAGGAUUUCUUUGACAAGUGAUUUAUGGACAUCUAUCACUAAUGAUGGAUACAUUGCUUUGACUGCCCAUUACAUUGAUAAGGAUUGGGUGUUGCAUAAGAAGUUGUUGAAGUUUUGCAUCAUGCCACCUCCACACACUGGCAUCCAUAUUUGUGAAAUGGUUUCAAAAAUCUUGUCUGACUAG